Molecule: messenger RNA, 1084 nt
Organism: Marasmius oreades (fairy-ring Marasmius)
Lineage: Eukaryota; Fungi; Basidiomycota; Agaricomycetes; Agaricales; Marasmiaceae
Exons: 6
Coding region: 1-954 (317 amino acids)
Cellular component (GO): peroxisomal membrane
Molecular function (GO): NAD transmembrane transporter activity; ATP transmembrane transporter activity; FMN transmembrane transporter activity
Source: RefSeq, a predicted model, not a curated record
AUGACUGACUCUCUUAUUCAUUCUGUCGCUGGGGCUACUGGUGGAAUCGUUGCAAUGACUGCAACAUAUCCGCUAGUUUUCUUGUCAACCCGUGCAGCUGUCAAGGUUAAGAGCGAGAACAAAACAACGUAUGAAGCGGUAUUAGAAAUCAUAGAGAGAGAAGGGGUAUCCGGGCUCUAUAGCGGCCUAAGCUCUAGUCUGCUUGCUAUUGCCGUCACGAACGGGGUUUAUUAUUACUUUUAUGAACGUACGCGAGGGUUGGUCUUGAAGUCAAGGGUUGGGAGCAAAGGAAUGAGCACCCUGGAGUCAAUGUUAACCGGAUUGAUAGCAGGUUCUGCAACAGCGAUAUUGAGCAAUCCGUUAUGGGUCAUUCAAACCACUCAGGCUGUCCAGACAAUGGAUUCUUGGUCUCAACGGGUGGUGAAGAAACUGGGGUUUUUCCAAGCCAUCAAGAACAUCCUCGCAAAAUCCAGGGUCCAAGGCUUUUGGCGGGGAAUUGGACCUGCCCUUGUCCUUACAGUCAAUCCCAUCAUUCAGUAUACAGUGUUCGAACAGCUCAAGAAUUUCCUUGUUUCAAAACGAAUGGCAAGACUUCGCGCUGCUGGCACUGUAGUGUCAGCAACGGUUGUGUUGUCAGACUUUGAUUUCUUUGUCCUCGGUGCGAUUUCGAAGCUUGUAGCAACGCUAACAACAUAUCCAUACAUGUGGGUUUAUACCUUGUCUAUCAAUUCUCUCACCUACCCGUAUUUCCACUUAGCGUUGUCAAGAGUAGGCUUCAAGCGGGAAGCACAAAAUACAAGUCUUCUAUCGAUGGGCUCAGUACGAUUCUCAAGGAGGAAGGAGUCCAGGGACUCUGGAAAGGUGCCGGUAGUAAACUUAUCCAAAGCGUACUUACCGCUGCCAUUCUCUUCGCUGCACAGAGAAGAAUUUAUCAGGUUACGAAAACAGCUCUAACUGUCCCUGUCUCCAAAUAAGAUACCUUUAGUAUGUAUCAUGAGGCCUAUGUGUAGUUGGGAAUCGGGAGAAAAAUGUAGACCACGAGAAGACACUUUGCAAUUGAUUGUUUCCACGCUCUUUCAUUCUA